Trichomonas vaginalis G3 is the source of this 783-nucleotide messenger RNA. Its product is annotated as protein of unknown function, DUF4106 family. The transcript has a single exon. Lineage: Eukaryota; Parabasalia; Trichomonadida; Trichomonadidae. The record is from RefSeq and is a predicted model, not a curated record. The coding region runs from base 1 to 783 and encodes 260 amino acids.
AUGGAAGUGAAUGGUGAACCAGAUGUAGCUGGUAUUUUCAGCGCGGCUUUAAUGCCAUUGAAAGAUAUGAAAGAUGCAGAUAUUUUGGACCAGUAUGAAAUGAACAUGGCUGAUGGAAAUAUAACACCUGACGUUCUAGAACAUUUAUCUCAAAGAACUACACAGAACCAUAGAGAUGGUAUAUUUGGUGAAGAGUUUAGAAAGAAAGUUAGGGAGAGAGAAGGAAGAGAACCUAUUGUACAUGACCUUGCAAACGAAAGUUUACAAAAUGUCAUAAAAACUUACUUUGCAGACAAUGAACCGAGAAGGGAUGAAUAUUUAAGAAAACUCAAAUGGACAGUACCAAAUGAAAUGUUAGUAUUGAAAAACAUGUUCCUUGACAAAAUAAAACCAACUACAGAAAUAAAUGACGCAAGACUGAAACAUUGGGUAAAAGCUUUCCCAUUCACAAAAGAUAUUGUUGGUAACAUGGAAAGAAAACCAGAAUGGCUACAAAAACAUAUAUUUGGAAACGAGCUUAUUCCAUAUGGACAAGCGCUGUUUGAAGAGCUUGAACCGGAAACUCAGGAAAGAGUCAUGCAAACAAUACGCGAAGACUCAAAUACAGACUAUGACAAACUCUUUCUAGGAUAUAGGUUACCUGAGAUGGGCGACCAGAGCCCAAAGGCAAAAAGGACAUGGGAAAUUUACAACAUACUAGGUGAACAUGAGGCAAAGAUGCAACAAAACUCAGUCAGGAAGAAAGUAAAGCUUGGUACGAGUGGGUUCUAUUAUGAUAUAUAA